Aspergillus viridinutans is the source of this 1272-nucleotide messenger RNA. Its product is annotated as wax synthase family protein. The transcript is spliced from 2 exons. Gene Ontology annotation, biological process: lipid metabolic process. The record is from RefSeq and is a predicted model, not a curated record. NCBI's taxonomy places the organism in Eukaryota, Fungi, Ascomycota, Eurotiomycetes, Eurotiales, Aspergillaceae. Bases 1 to 1272 code for a protein of 423 amino acids.
AUGAACACUCCGAACGACAAGCUCCAUUCGGCCAAAAUGUACGAUGAGCGCAACGCCAUGCUAACCCCUGCCGAUGGCUCCAUUGUGCCGCAUAUCCUGCUCUUUCUCGUGCAGAUGGCAGCGCUGAGCUCGCCACCUUUCCGAAACCGCAAGACAGUAUUUUCAGGCGCUAUCGUCAUCCUCGCCGUCCUUGCGAACGUCAACCGGUUCACAGACGAUCCCAAGCUGGCGCAAUUCUUCUCCCUCGCAUGGCCCCAUUACCUUAACGUGCUGGAAAAGCUGCUCACUGCCCCCAGUCCCGGUCCAGAGGCGGGUUUCUGGCGAGUGGAUCGCCCAGCACAGGAGGCCAUGAGCUUUGCGCCCUUCGGUUUCUCCAAGCUCGUCUGGGCGUUUGUUAUUUGGUUCAAUCUGCGAGGCAUUCGGUGGAACUACCAGGUCGCAAAUAUCCCAGCGGAACCCUUGGGGAGGAGUCCGGGGAAGUGGCGGUUUCUGGCAGAUCGUGUGCUGACCUUCAUCCGGUUGCUCUGCAUGGCCGACAUGUUGAGCCACCUGGCUAUCCUCAACUUCUAUACAACGGCCCAUGGAGGCCCCGUUGAUAGCCGCACGCUGACCACGCGGCAUCCCAACUUUGCCUGUCAGUUGUACCAGACCGCGACGGUGGGAAUGAUUCCGUACACGUUCAUGAAUCUGCAAUAUGUCGGAGGAGCCAUCCUCUGGGUUGUGCUGGGAAUCAGCCAACCGGCCGACUGGCCGCCGUUCUUUGGCCGCCUGUCGCAGGUUACGACUGUUCGGGCUUUCUGGGGGAAAUACUGGCAUCAGAUGAUUCGACGAACAGUGAAUGUGUACACAGGGGUUUUCUGUGAUUUGCUGCAUCUCCGACCCGGAACCAUUCGCACGUACAUUCGUCUCUGGCUAUCCUUUGCCAUCAGCGGCCUUAUGCACUGGGCUGCUAUUUACAUCAUCCCAGCGCCUAUGAACCUCAGCUUCAGCGAGCGCAGUGUAGGCUUUGUGAAAUUCUUCCUUCUACAGGCGGCGGCUAUCACCCUGGAAGAUUUCGUACAGUUUCUGUAUCAGCGGAUAGCCCCGGGAAUGGCUGCAACGCCCCGACGAUGGCAUCGAUGGCUGGGACAUGCGUGGGCAGUUUGUUGGUUUGGUUUCUCGCUGCCCUUUUUCCUCGAUAUCAUGCUGAAGAUGAAGAACCUGGAGGAACCUCUUCUUCCGGGCACUGUGAUGAGGCCAUUGGUGCCGUAUCUUGCGGCGUGUGCCACUUGA